Messenger RNA from Guyanagaster necrorhizus, 2555 nucleotides. RefSeq lists its product as uncharacterized. The transcript is spliced from 12 exons. The record is from RefSeq and is a predicted model, not a curated record. Gene Ontology annotation, molecular function: diphthine-ammonia ligase activity. Lineage: Eukaryota; Fungi; Basidiomycota; Agaricomycetes; Agaricales; Physalacriaceae. The coding region runs from base 29 to 2077 and encodes 682 amino acids. Gene Ontology annotation, biological process: protein histidyl modification to diphthamide.
CGCCCCUUCUUGGCGCAGACCUGUCUUUAUGAAGUACGUCGCCCUACUCAGCGGCGGCAAGGACAGCUGCUUCAAUCUUCUACACUGUGCAAAAAAUGGCCAUGAAUUGGUCGCAGCCGCAUCUCUUGGUCCCGAGCCUGGAAAAGAGGAACUCGACUCAUAUCUGUACCAGACAGUAGGCCAGGAUGCCAUCGAGAUCGUUGCACGCGCGUUGGACGUACCAUUGUAUCGGAGAGUCAUCCGUGGAAGCGCCGUGGAACAGGGAGCUGAGUAUGGCGGCCGCAAUUCGAAAGGUGGUGUGGAUGGCGAUGAAACCGAGGAUCUGUACGAGCUACUGACUUCUGUCAAGUCCCAUCAUCCCGACAUAACAGGUGUAUCGGUUGGCGCUAUUUUGUCCAAUUACCAGAGAGUAAGGGUAGAACAUGUAUGCCGUCGUCUUUCUCUUUCCGCACUUUGUUAUCUGUGGCAGAGACCCCAGGACGAACUUUUAUCGGAAAUGAUUGACGCCAAGAUAAAUGCCGUUCUGAUCAAGGUCGCUGGUAUUGGACUUUCCAGAGAACAUCUAGGGAAAUCGCUGGGUGACAUGAAGCCUCUACUAUUCAAGCUUAACGAAAAGUACGGAUCUCACAUAUGCGGUGAGGGAGGCGAAUAUGAAAGCUUGACACUGGACUGUCCUCUUUUCAAAAGUCGCAUUUCUCUCUUAGAAACCGAAGUUGUCAUACAUUCAGACAAUGAUUUCGCAACCGUCGCAUAUUUGCGAGUGAAAAAUGCCGUUCUCCUGCCAAAAGAUUCGACAACGAUGAAUGUACUCGUACCUCCAUUGUUGAUCAGCCCCAUAUACACCAACAUCUUGCAUACUAUCACGUCCAAAGAAUCAUCAUCAUUAUCGCGUUCAAUAUCCUUGGAUACUCCAGUAGAUUCCAAGACACAGUGCGAAUUUGGUAUUUUGUCCGCAAGAGUGGGUCCUUGGAUAACCGUGAGCAACGUGCAAAGCCAGAAUCCGGACAAUGUCAUCAUUGAAGAGGAGGUUACAGAGUGUUUCAACCUCCUUCAAGACCAACUCACACGACAUGCUGUGCAAUUAUAUCAAUGUACAAAUAUAAACAUUUUUGUUUCUUCCAUGGAUCUUUUUGCUCGAAUUAAUGCAGUAUACGCGACAUUUUUCGGUACUAGCCCGCCGGCUAGGGCGUGCGUCGCUGUAGAUCUUCCUCGUCCCAGGCGCCUCAAGAUAGAUUGUAUUGCCUUCGCAGACAAAUCUCCAGCAGACCGACAAGCUUUACAUGUUCAAAGUCUUAGUUAUUGGGCACCCGCAAACAUAGGUCCAUAUUCUCAGGCUAUUAUUUCUGAUGAAAGGGCAUUCAUAUCAGGUCAAAUUGGGUUAAUUCCACCAAGUCUAUCCAUGCCUUCCCCGUCUUCUUUAGCCGUAGAGACCGUGCUUUCUAUACAACACGCUGAUCGUAUCGUCGCCGCUCUCAAAGAAAAUUCGAACUGGAUGGGACACUGUCAAGCGACCAUCUUUUGGUUAUCUAAUACCAGCUACCUUGAUUUGGUUGCGGUGGCUCAUGAACUACACGAGAAAUAUAUAGGCUCCGGAUGUCCUGCGAUAUAUGCGGUGAUUAAGUCCAUCCCCAAAGAUGCCCUUGUCGAGAAGCAAGUCCUAUUUCACACCGGCCGGUGCUUAGUGCGCGAUGAGUAUGACGAUGAAAUGGUUUACGAGAAUCAAACGCCGGUGUUAAUCAUUGGUGGCGUGGACUUCACCGCAGAUGACUCGGUUUAUUGGGAAAUUUCUCGGUUUCAAGACAGCCUUUCAUCCUGUGUCGUGGUCAGUGUCCGCGGAAGAGCAAAUGAAGCUGUCGCCAAGACACUGAAAAACAAUUCUUCCCUGACCUUCUGUUGGCCACGCAUUUUGUCAAUACGCUUGUUUUAUAUCCAUUCACGGGACACUUACGCGGAUUCACUGUUGCAGAGCCUUUUUGGUUCAACAAGGUUACCCCCAAUUACAAGCAUUCCGUGUCGAUUUCUAUCAUCUAGACGAAGAGACAAUUGCGAUUUCGUACUUUGUUUAAUUACCGCGUAGACAGGCCAAGAAGACUACGCCACAUUACGAAUUGAUCAAUACUCAUAAUUUAUUCAACUGGGGAGGACGAGGGAAACCUGAAAAAUGAGGCGCCGUAGCACUAGUACACACAGCCUAAGCAUCAAAGCAGUAUCUUCGUAUUAUGCCUAAGAAAACAGAGCCAGCCUAGCUGAAAGAAGACAUAUUUUUAAUAUUUGUGAAGGAACACAUCUACCGUUAUCAGGGGAUUAGAGAGACUAGGGAAUAGCAUUGCAUACACUGCAUCGUUCGAUGAGGUAUGUUAAUAGUAGUAGUCCAUACAAAACAAGUCAAGGCAUGCAUUUAUCCAAAGACUAAGUCAACACACCAGUUCAGCGCGUAUAUAUUCAUACAGCUCAAAGAUUUACGCAGCCUCAGUCGUUUGAAGCAACUUCAUCUCUCCGAGUCUCCGCCUCAUCGCCUUCUCUGUAGGAGUCGGAGGCACCAUCCGGGCGAUCAU